AUGGUUCCGGCCGGGGAGGCCAUGAACCGCGGAAGCUGGCUGGAGGGGGCGAGGCCCAAAGACCACUCCGCAAGGCGGAAGCGGGCCUCAGAGAAACUAAAUGAGGUAUUAGCUAAAGAAGAUGUUGAUGCAGCUAUUCAAUCCAUAUUAUAUAGAGAAAAUUAUAUAAUUAAGGAAUUAAGUAAGUGUUUAAAACAUCAUGACUUCUUAAAUGCAAGAAGAAAAGAGAUAUUGUAUAAAAGAUGGGUUGACCAUGUGGCAGAUCCUCUCCAGAAGAAAAUUAUAGAAAAAGUUACUUCAUACAAGAAGAUUAAAAAAAGGAGACAAGAAGAAUUAGAUGGUUUUUUAAAAUAUGUAAAUAAAAAGGGAAAUGCAUUUAUAGAGCAUUAUGAUCCAAAAGAGUAUGAUCCUUUUUACAUGAACAAAGAGGAUCCGAAUUUUCUGAAGGUUACCAUCCCACCAUUUCGUGACCCUUUGAAAAAGGCACAAUAUGACAAAGAUGAUGGGAAAAGAAUUCUUCUUCAGUGUGAGACUGGCAAAAUAUAUACAAUGAAAGAAUUUAAAGAGGUUGAGAAGGCCAAACUGCAUUCCAGAUUCCCAGGAAUUUCUAGUUCAAGGCAUUUAAUGACUCCAAAUGAGUGGAUUAGACUGCCUCCAAACUACAUAGAAAGUGAAUUUUGUAAAAGGAGCAGGUUUUAGCAACCAAGGAGUACACACCCUGGUCCUUGACUGGUCAAAGAGGACACAAAAGAAGGCUGCUUCAAAGGAAGCCAUCUGCUGCAGGAAGCGCUCAGAUUGAGGACCGAGGACGGCAUUCAAGAAAUGUUCUCUAAGAAAAGCAUCUGCAAUGAACUUUGUCUUUGAGUCUAAUUGUCUGUAUGAUAAUUAAGAAAUGACCAUACUAUAUAUUGACAGUUAUUGCAAAUGUAUUUCC
This is a messenger RNA of Dama dama (fallow deer), 934 nucleotides long. RefSeq names its product protein FAM228B-like. The record is from RefSeq and is a predicted model, not a curated record. Lineage: Eukaryota; Metazoa; Chordata; Mammalia; Artiodactyla; Cervidae. The coding region runs from base 1 to 699 and encodes 232 amino acids. The transcript has 2 exons.